Anguilla rostrata (American eel) is the source of this 2056-nucleotide messenger RNA. RefSeq names its product uronyl 2-sulfotransferase a (gene usta). Gene Ontology annotation, molecular function: sulfotransferase activity. Gene Ontology annotation, cellular component: membrane. The record is from RefSeq and is a predicted model, not a curated record. The transcript has 9 exons. Bases 311 to 1639 code for a protein of 442 amino acids. Lineage: Eukaryota; Metazoa; Chordata; Actinopteri; Anguilliformes; Anguillidae.
ACAGAAAAACCAAGAGCGACUCAAAUUAAACUGAUGAACUUUUUCCUCCCCGUUCAGUAAUCUGACACCGCUACUAAACCCGAAAGGCUGAGAGGAGUAGGAUGGACUCGCGACUUCGUUCGCAGAAUUUGUCCAGACGUGGAUAGGACAGGGAACGGGAAACGGCGUAAACACGUAUCGUGGGACAGAUGCGUGCGUUUUCGACUUAGCUAGUAGUUAGCCUACUUUCAAAUGAUAUCAAAGCAAAAAGUUUUACUUUUCAGAGGCGGAUGGAUGACUACCAUUCUCGGCGACUUUAUGUGAGGAGGAGAUGAUGAAGAAUUACAGCAACAGUCCCCACCACAAAAAUCAGACCUUAAAUCACACUAGAGAUCGGAACAACAAGAGGAGCAACUGGCUUUCUGCGACUUUGUUACGAUUUUCACUGCGUGAUUAUGGUUUCUGCAUGGCUACCUUAUUCCUGUUCUGUUUUGGUUCACUGUUCUAUCAGUUGAACGGAGGACCCCCGAAAAUUCUUCUGGAAAUCCGACAAUAUCUUGGCGUGUUUGGGAAAAGUCACUGGCCAAUGAGAAUGGCUUCGAGGCACAGUGUCCACAGGGACAGGCCCGGCAAGGGGUCGCCUCUGACCUUCCGGAAGGAGAAGAAAGGAGAGUCGACGUUCGUGGAUGACCACGGGCCCCCGGCUCCCAGGGUCCUGCCCUUCCCGAGCCAGGUGGUGUAUAACCGGGUGGGGAAGUGCGGCAGCCGGACGGUGGUCCUGCUCCUGCGCAUCCUGGCCGAGCGCCACCAGUUCAACCUGGUCUCCUCCGACAUCCACAACAAGACCCGGCUGACCAAGCAUGAGCAGGUGGACCUGAUGCGAAACAUUAGUAACAUUCCCCAACCGUAUCUUUAUACCCGCCACGUGCACUUUUUGAACUUUACCAGGUUUAGGAUAGAACAGCCAGUGUACAUAAACAUCAUACGAGACCCAAUAAACCGGUUUCUGUCCAACUACUUCUUCCGGCGAUUCGGGGACUGGAGAGGCGAGCAGAACCACCUGAUCCGAACUCCCGGGAUGAAGGACGACGAGAGAUAUCUAGACAUCAAUGUGUGCAUCCUUGAGAAUUACCCAGAAUGCUCCAAUCCUCGCCUCUUCUACAUCAUCCCCUAUUUCUGCGGGCAACACCCCCAGUGCAGGGAGCCUGGCCUGUGGGCGCUCGAGCGGGCCAAGCAGAACGUUCUGGAGAACUUCCUCCUGGUGGGGGUCCUGGAGGAGCUGGAGGACGUCCUCCUCCUGCUGGAGCGCCUGUUACCUCACUUCUUCACCGACGUCCUCAGCAUCUACAAGAGCCCAGAUUACAGGAAGAUGGGGAACAUGACGGGGACGGUGCGCAAGCAGACCCCCUCUCUGGAGGCGCUGCAGACCCUCUACCAGCGCAUGCGGUACGAGUACGACUUCUACAACUUCGUCCGGGAGCAGUUCCACCUCACCAAGAGGAAGAUCGGCCUGAAGUCGGCCUCCCGGCCCACCCACCAGCCCAACUUCCUGCUCAACCUGGCCCUGAAGACCCAGGAGCCCCUGGAGGAGGACGAGGAGGAGGAGCAGGAGCCCGAGGACGACGUGGAGGACGCCAACAGCUGGUUGGCGCAGCCCUGAUGGUCUCCGUGGAGACGGGCGAGCUCGUGGGCGGGGCUUAACGGGGAAAGGGGGAGGGGCUCCGCUCCAGGUUUCAGCAUUCCCACCAGUCGCUUGGGGGUGUGUGGAUGACGAUGACAUCCGUGUUUUUACGGGUGGCCGUGCCUACCCAGCGAGGACACAAGCGUGUGCUUAUCAUGUGCCAAGAGCUCAGAGCAUUCAGAAAUUUUUUAUUUUUUUUGUUUUUAAAAGUUUUUGUUUUUUUUCUUUGCUCAGUCCGGGAGACUGGCGUGUCCGAACCCUUCUGGCCCCGGGUGGCCCCGGAAGCCGCCGUCGUCCGUAGAAACCCGUCUGUCGAUGGACGUAAAGCGCCGUAAGGGCCAGCCGGGAGAGCACUUGAAAAGUCGCCACAGGAAUGGCGGUCUGGGGGUCGCUGUC